AUGUGUGGUAACAACAUGUCUGUCCCCCUCCUCGCUGACGCAGUGACUGUCUCAGGGGCAGAGCGGGAGACUGCCGCGGUCAUUUUUUUACACGGCCUUGGAGACACGGGGCACAGCUGGGCUGACGCUCUCUCCUCCAUCCGCCUCCCCUAUGUGAAAUACAUUUGCCCUCACGCGCCCCGGAUCCCAGUGACCCUCAACAUGAAGAUGGUUAUGCCCUCCUGGUUUGAUCUGAUGGGGUUGACUCCGGAUGCACCUGAGGAUGAAGCUGGGAUCAAGAAAGCUGCAGAAAACAUUAAAGCAAUUAUCGAGCACGAGAUGAAGAACGGGAUCCCACCCAACCGCAUCAUCCUGGGGGGCUUUUCACAGGCAGCGAAUAACGGUGUGAACAAGGACAUUGCCAUCCUGCAGUGCCACGGGGAGAUGGACCCCAUGAUCCCUGUCCGCUUCGGGGCCCUCACUGCUGAGAAGCUGAAGUCCGUCGUCACCCCCACCAAGGUCCAGUUCAAAACCUACCCCGGCGUGAUGCACAGUUCCUGUCCUCAGGAGAUGAUGGCGGUGAAGGAGUUCAUCGAGAAGCUGCUGCCCCGGAUCUAA
Tauraco erythrolophus (red-crested turaco) is the source of this 597-nucleotide messenger RNA. NCBI's taxonomy places the organism in Eukaryota, Metazoa, Chordata, Aves, Musophagiformes, Musophagidae. The record is from RefSeq and is a predicted model, not a curated record.